AUUGUCAGUGUCAAAAUUAAAAUUAGCGAUUUCCUCAUAUUGGAUGUUCUGUGUUUUAAACUUCGAAAUUCGAUCGGAUUUUAAAUUUUUAUUUGAUAUUCUACUGGCAGAAAUGGAUAAUUUUCGAGAUAUUAUAAAAUCUAAAUAACAUAUUCAUUCUGAAAAAAUUGAACAACUCUAUUUCUAGAAUAGAUAUUUUCAUUCAAGAUGAUGGAAAUAAUCUAUAUUUAUUUUGAAAUAAGGAAAUUGAAAUAAUAGAAAAAUUUAAAUUUCAUGAUAAAAGUUAUAUUAUUCUUAAAGUAAAGAGAUGAUUGAGCAACAAUAUGGUGUUAAGUACAGAAUGGUCACAAGUUGAAGUGAUAGACUUGGUAAAUGACGGUUCUGGACUUGGAUUUGGAAUUGUGGGUGGUAAAAGUACAGGGGUUGUUAUAAAAUCUAUUCUUCCUGGUGGCAUAGCUGAUAAAGAUAACCGUUUACAAAGUGGAGACCAUAUACUUCAGAUUGGUGAUGUUAAUCUCAGAGGUCUUGCAGCUGAUCAAGUUGCAACCGUCUUAAGGCAAACUGGACAAGAAGUUAGAAUGGUAGUGGCUAGACCUGUAGAACCUUCAUCAGCUGACUUCCACAAUUUGGACUUUAGCGCACCUAUUGUUCCCACAAGAAUUUUAACUGAUCCUGAAGAACUAGAUCGAACUCUUCUACAAAACGGUUUUUCAGCAUUUUGCAAUUAUAAUCGAAAAUAUAGUUGUAUUGAAGAUGAAGAAGAUAUACAUUAUAAUAGCUCUGUAGAAGUUGAAACUUUGAAUGGAAUAAAUGAUAUCGAGCAUGAAACAGCUGUUACUAUUAAUAAUACAAGAAAUCAGAAUUGUAUCUCUCCAGACAGUAUAAAAACUUUAACUCAUGCACCUAUUGAAUUAGAAUAUACGUUACCAGAGAAUGAGAAGUUUUCAGUAGAACUGAACAAAAAUGAAUAUGGUCUGGGCAUAACUGUAGCAGGCUACGUUUGUGAGAGAGAAGACUUAAGUGGUAUAUUUGUGAAGAGUCUAAGUGAAUGCAGUGAAGCUUUCAAAUGUCGUAAAAUUCAGUUGAAUGAUAGGAUUAUAGAAGUUGAUGGAGAGUCAAUAGAGAGUUGUUCAAAUCAUGAGGCUGUUGAAAAGUUGAAAAAAACUGGUGAUAUAGUAAAACUUACAUUUGAGAGAUUUUUGAGAGGACCAAAGUUUGAACAUUUACGAGAGGCCUUGGCAAGUCAGGAAGAAAAUGAUUUGAGUCCACCCUCACCAUCAGUUACUACUUUAAGUUGGAUACCCAUUGAAAACAAUGAGUCUGGAGUUGAACCAGAAAUAGAUUCCAUUAGUGAAAAUAGUGAGAUAUAUGAACAAGCCAAUAAUCAUAAAGAAAUAUUUAUUGAAGAGAAUUUUGAAGCUAAUCCAGAAGAUGAUUUGGAAUCGGCAAUAAAGAAUAAGUGGGAAACGCUUGUAGAUUCAGACUGUGAAAUAGUAGUGGCUAACCUAACAAAGCUUAAAGGUUUGGGAAUCAGCUUAGAGGGAACUGUAGAUGUAGAAAAAGGUGUAGAACUAAGACCACAUCAUUACAUAAGAUCUAUUUUACCUGAGGGACCUGUUGGACAAAAUGGAAAAUUAUGUUCUGGAGAUGAAUUGUUGGAAGUAAAUGGCCAAAAGUUAUUAGGAAUACGACAUGUUGAAGUUGUGAAACUACUUAAAGAAUUACCUAGCACUGUACGAUUAGUAUGUGCAAGGAAGAAUAAGAAUAGAGUUAUUAAUACUUCCCAAGAUAUUGAAGGUUUUGAAGCAAGAAAUAUAUUAGGAGGCAGUUUGAAAAAUUUACUCCCUCAUCCAGAACAGCGUUUACUAAAAGCUUUGAGUGACACCAGUAUUAAUACUUCAAGCACUCUGACAGUAUCAGAUGACUUGAAUCUAACAAGAGAAAAAUCAAGAUCAAUGGAAGAUUCAAAUAUAGCAAUGUGGAAGGACGAAGUAGAGUAUAUUGAAUUAACUAAAAAUGAUAGAGGAUUUGGAUUUUCUAUCUUAGAUUAUCAGGAUCCCAUUGAUCCAAAAUCUACAGUAAUCGUUGUAAGGAGCCUAGUACCGAAAGGUGUUGCAGAACAAGAUGGUAGAAUAACACCAGGGGAUAAAUUGGUUAGUGUCAACAAUAAAAGUAUCAUCAAUGUACCUUUGGAUGAAGCUGUUCAAGCACUGAAAUGUACGGUGCCAGGACCUGUUAGGUUGGGAUUUUGUAAACCUGUGCCUAGAUCUGGGUUGUCAGGCUCAGACAGUGCACAAAAUACUUCAAAGUCUUAAAUUGAUUUCAUUUUCUGAUACAAAUAUAUUUCUGCAAUCUCUUGCAAUCAA
Harmonia axyridis is the source of this 2366-nucleotide messenger RNA. Its product is annotated as patj homolog. Lineage: Eukaryota; Metazoa; Arthropoda; Insecta; Coleoptera; Coccinellidae. Gene Ontology annotation, molecular function: protein binding. The coding region runs from base 324 to 2315 and encodes 663 amino acids. The record is from RefSeq and is a predicted model, not a curated record. The transcript has 6 exons.